AGGAAAAUAAAGAAAAGCUUAGCAUUGGGCGUCUACGGGAUCCCAUCUUUCAAUCCUGACAGCAACCCCAUUACUUUUUUGCCUUUUCUUGGUCUCUGUCUCUCUAUGUACGUUUAGUUUUUAAAUGUCAAAAAAUGUUGGGAACUUCGAUAAAUCCCAUAAAACCACCUUCUUCUUCUGCCUCCUGGAAUUGCUAUUAUUGUUCUUGUGAAACGAGAAUGGCAACGUUGUUGUCCUCCACCUCUUCAUUUGAUUAUUAUAAUCACUCUCUUCACUUUCUUUUCUCUCCUUCCAAGUUACACAGCCCCAGAAUUUUGGCCUCCAAGCUUCCUGAACUCAGCUUCCCGGUCUUCUCACCAUCUAAAUCUCGAGUUUUUUGUGAAUCCAAGACACAGGAGGGCCAAAUUAGAAGAUGUUCACCUUUACUAGAAAAAGCAUCACUGCCAAGUAAUGGUGCACUUGCCUCUGAUGAAUGGAAAGCAGUCCCCGACAUUUGGAGGUCUUCAGCAGAAAAGCAUGGCGAUCGAGUAGCAGUGGUGGAUCCAUAUCAUGAUCCACCUUCUACCAUGACUUAUAAACAGUUGGAGCAGGAAAUAUUGGACUUCACUGAAGGUUUAAGGGUUAUUGGAGUAAACCCAGAAGAAAAGGUUGCACUUUUUGCUGAUAAUUCAUGCCGAUGGCUUGCUGCAGAUCAAGGUAUAAUGGCAAUGGGAGCAAUUAAUGUUGUCAGGGGGUCAAGAUCAGCUGUGGAAGAGCUUUUACAUAUAUAUAAUCAUUCCGAAAGUGUUGGGCUUGUUGUUGACAAUCCUGAAUUUUUCAAUCGUCUUGCCGGAACAUUUUCUUCCAAGGCAACCAUGAGAUUUAUUGUUCUACUUUGGGGGGAGAAAGUAUGCCUUUCCAGUGGUGAAACACACAGUGUGCCUAUAUUCAGUUAUAAGGAGAUCAUAGAGUUAGGAAGAGAGAGCCGUGUUGCUCAUAUUGAUUCUCAUGAUGCUAGACAAGGUUGCAAAUAUGAAAUCAUUGGCUCAGAUGAUAUUGCUACUAUUGUAUAUACAAGUGGAACCACUGGUAACCCGAAAGGCGUUAUGCUUACACAUAAGAAUUUAUUACACCAGAUAGAAAAUUUGUGGGAUGUUGUACCCACUGAAGCUGGGGAUAGGUUUCUAAGCAUGCUUCCUACUUGGCACGUGUAUGAGCGAGCUUGCGAGUAUUUCACAUUUACACAUGGAAUUGAGCAAGUAUACACAACCGUGAGAAAUUUGAAGGAUGAUUUGAGACAUUAUCAACCACAAUACCUGAUUUCUGUACCUUUAGUGUAUGAGACACUCUAUCGUGGGAUUCAAAAGCAGAUUUCAACAAGCUCCACUAUUCGUAAAUUAAUUGCAGUUUCAUUCAUAAGGGUCAGCUUGGCAUAUAUGGAAUUCAAGAGAAUUUACGAGGGGCUAUACCUAACAAGGAAUACGGAGCAACCUUCAUAUCUUGCAUCCAUGUUAGAUUGUUUAUGGGCAAGAAUUAUUGCUGCAAUAUUGUGGCCAUUGCAUGUGUUAGCAAAGAAGCUUGUCUAUCAAAAAAUUCACUCUUCUAUUGGAAUAUCAAAGGCUGGCGUAAAUGGGGGUGGAAGUUUGCCUAUGCAUCUGGACAAGUUUUUUGAGGCAAUUGGUGUAACAGUGCAGAAUGGAUAUGGUUUAACAGAAUCAUCCCCUGUCGUUGCUUGUCGACGACCUUACUGUAAUGUUAUUGGUUCAAUCGGGCAUCCGAUUCAACACACUGAAUUCAAAGUUGUAGAUUCCAAAACUGGUGAGGUUCUCCCGCCUGGCACCAGAGGCAUUGUAAAGGUUAGGGGGCCACAGGUGAUGAAAGGUUACUAUAAGAAUCCUUUGGCUACUAAGCAAGCUCUAGAUGAAGAUGGUUGGCUAGACACUGGUGAUAUAGGUUGGAUUGCACCUCAUCAUUCGGUCGGGCGAAGUCGUCGUUGUGGAGGUGUGAUAGUUCUUGAAGGACGUGCCAAGGACACCAUUGUUCUUUCUUCCGGUGAAAAUGUUGAACCUUUAGAGAUUGAAGAAGCUGCCAUGAGGAGCAGUCUUAUUCAACAGAUUGUGGUCGUAGGGCAGGACCAACGACGCCUUGCAGCUAUCAUUGUCCCAAACAAAGAUGAGGUACUUCAGGCUGCAAAAGUAUCCUCUAUCGUAGAUCCAGAUGCUGUAGAUCUUGGCAGGGACAAAAUGACAAGCCUGCUAUAUGAAGAAUUAAGCAAAUGGACCUCGGAGUGUUCAUUUCAAGUCGGACCAAUCCUUGUUGUGGAUGAACCUUUUACGAUUGAUAGCGGCUUAAUGACCCCAACCAUGAAAAUAAGAAGAGACCAAGUUGUAGCGAAAUACAAGGAGGAAAUAGCCAAUCUGUACAAGUAAAUUCCUUUUACAACAUAUGAUAUACAUGAAGACUACAAUGACCAUUCUUAUGCGGGAUUCUCAAAAUUGAUGCAAAUAGCAAGGGGAUUAUAAAGAUGAAAUGAGAAAUGGGUGUUUGGUUUCAAAAUAGUACACACUUUGUGAUCUGUGGUGGAGACAAAUUGAUGAUGAACUACUGAAAUGUUAAAUUUGUAAUUAGUUGACUGAUAAAGCUGAGAUUUUACAGAAAGAAAGAUGUAUUAAAUGUAUCUUUCUAAAAAUAAUGAAAAUAAUAAAUUAAUUGUCAUCCUAUAAUUAGUAUUGUCAUCUUAUAAUUAUUAAAUAA
Molecule: messenger RNA, 2733 nt
Organism: Gossypium arboreum
Lineage: Eukaryota; Viridiplantae; Streptophyta; Magnoliopsida; Malvales; Malvaceae
Product: probable acyl-activating enzyme 16, chloroplastic
Exons: 19
Coding region: 135-2408 (757 amino acids)
Biological process (GO): fatty acid elongation
Cellular component (GO): chloroplast
Molecular function (GO): long-chain fatty acid [acyl-carrier-protein] ligase activity
Source: RefSeq, a predicted model, not a curated record